AUGGCUCACAUAGAUCCCUUGAUCAUUGCUCGGGACGGUGACUUACUGAUCGUCGUCUCCGAUACUCUCAACCAAAUCACCAACAGGGACCACCAGCCUCAUCAAGAUGAUUUGGCUUCCCGAACCCGCCUCCCUAAGGGUGACCUACAAUAUACGUCGUUUCAAGUCUCCUCCGACCGCCUGGCCAUGGAGUCGAGAUACUUUGAAGCGGCGGAGUGA
This is a messenger RNA of Penicillium subrubescens, 219 nucleotides long. RefSeq lists its product as uncharacterized. The record is from RefSeq and is a predicted model, not a curated record. The transcript has a single exon. Lineage: Eukaryota; Fungi; Ascomycota; Eurotiomycetes; Eurotiales; Aspergillaceae. The coding region runs from base 1 to 219 and encodes 72 amino acids.